Messenger RNA from Paramormyrops kingsleyae, 3785 nucleotides. The record is from RefSeq and is a predicted model, not a curated record. Lineage: Eukaryota; Metazoa; Chordata; Actinopteri; Osteoglossiformes; Mormyridae.
AGGUAUAUAGAUGCUCUAGGUUCUGGUGGAUUUCAAGAAAUCCCCCUGUAAGUCUAUUGGUCGCGGUGUCGGCGCUCUUGUCCAAUGCUUUGUUGAUGAGGCUGCAGUUCUAUUUGGGAAGUUGGCAGCUCCCAGCAAAGGCUUCACUCCCGCUCCGCCAGUUCGACUUUGGAAUUAUGAACAGAGCUGGUCAAACCUGCGCCUUGUUUUGAUUUUUCCCCCCUCUCUCUAUCCCAGAGAAGUGAUAUGAUGGAGAUCCGAGCCUGUGUCCUUAUAGUCUUCUUCGUCUAUCAGGUGUUCUGUGUUGGAGCCCAGGAGGACGCAGAAAGGGGCUGUGUACCUGGUUUCCAGGUGAAGAAACACCAGGUUCAGUACGAUGGGGGAUUCGUGGUGGGAGUCCCACUCCUGAGAGUGGACUUCAAUGACUGUGCGGGGAACGAGGAGGUGCGAUUCGAGGUCUCGCACCCCGACUUCGAGGUGGACGAGGAGCGGAGGCUGAAACCGCGGCGGGAUGUCAUUGACAGCGGAGGCGUCUUGUUCAUCCACGGGCAGAACGCUCACUCCGAUGAUAUGGCCCAAGUGGACAUCGUAGGGGCUCCACCCAGAUCUCCACAGACCCUCAGGGAGAUCCUUGGUCUGGGCCAGCUGCCAUACAGAAAGAGGAGGUCGCUCCUUGUGCCUCCCAUGUUCGUGCCGGAAAAUCAGAGGCCGCCCUUUCCUAGAGCCAUUGGCAUGUCGCAUGUGAUUUCGGCCGACAUGCAGGAGAACCACGUUUUUCGUCUGACAGGGAGGGGGGUGGACCAGGACCCCAAGGGGGUGUUCCGAAUUGACAGACUGACCGGGGAGGUCGCUGUGCUCCGGGCCCUCGACAGAGAGGAGAUCGCCAUAUAUCACCUGGAAGUGUCCACCACGGACUUGAGUGGAAAGGUAGUGGAAGGCCCCGUUGCCCUGGAAGUGUCUGUGAUCGACCAGAACGACAACAGGCCCAUCUUCCAGGAGGCCCGCUACGCCGGGGAGGUUCUGGAGGGAUCCCCGACAGGAACCACGGUGAUGACAAUGACAGCUUACGAUGCGGACGACCCCAGCACGGAAAACGCGGUGCUGCGUUACUUCAUUACCAAGCAAUCCCCCGACAAGCCCUCCCCCAACAUGUUCUACAUCGACCCCGAGAGGGGUGACAUCGUCACGGUGAUCUCACCCACGCUGCUGGACAGAGAGACGCUGCCCACCACACAGUAUGAGCUGGAGAUCGUAGCCAAGGAUAUGGCAGGAAGCAACGUGGGAUUAUCGGGGACGACCACGGCCACCAUCACUAUCACCGAUAAGAAUGACCACGCCCCCGAGUUCACACACUCGCUGUUCCAGGCGUCCGUGGACGAGGGCUCAACGGGGGUCAUCGUGAACCUGACGGUGGACGACAGGGAUGACCCAGCGACUGGCGCAUGGCGGGCCGUUUACUCCAUCAUCAACGGCAACGUGGGCCAGAGCUUCGAGGUCCAGACCAACCCGGACAACAACGAGGGCAUGGUAUCUGUGGUGAAGCCCCUGGAUUACGAGAACACAGCCUACCACACGCUGCUGAUCCGGGUGGAGAACGAAGACCCCCUGGUGCCCAACGUGGGUUACGGACCAAGCUCCACAGCCACAGUACAUGUCACGGUCAUGGACGUCAACGAAGGCCCCGUGUUCUUCCCGGACCCCAUGCUGGUGACCAAGCGGGAGAACGUGCCAGUGGGUAGCUUUGUGGCCACGCUCAAUGCCACCGAUCCCGACAUCCUGCAGACGCAGUCUAUCAGGUUCGCACUGCUGGACGACCCAGCGGGCUGGCUUACCGUUAACCCAGUCAAGGGCACCGUGAACACCACGGCCAUCUUGGACCGAGAAUCUUCCUUCGUUCACAACAACAUGUACAGUGCUGUCUUCAUUGCUAUAGACAACGGUAGCCCAGCUGCCACAGGCACAGGGACACUGGUUAUAACGCUGGAGGAUGAAAACGACAACCCCCCGUACCUCUAUCCGAGCGUGGCGCGCAUCUGUGAGGAGGCCAAGGACUUGAACGUGAUGGUCGUGGGUGGCAGGGACAAGGACGUCUUCCCCAACGCCGACCCCUUCAAAAUCGAGCUGGGCAAGCAGCCGGGCCUGGAGAAGACAUGGAAGGUCACUACAGUCAACAGUACACACUCCCAGGUCACACUGCUACACAGCCUGAAGAGAGCAAACUACCAGCUGCCCCUUCUGGUGACCGACUCAGGGGUGCCACAGCUGUCCAACAGCACCGAGAUCAAAGUGCAGGUGUGCACCUGCAAGAAGAACAAGAUGGACUGCAGCAGUGCCUGGGCGGUGCGCGGCAACCUGCUAUGGCUGGGCCUGGCCCUGGCCCUGCUCUCUGUCCUCUAUCUGUGAAGUCUGCUGAUUCCUGGCUUUUUUGUGUUUCUCUUUUGAGAUUGAAGUAAAACACAAGGAGAUAAAAUAUUUCUCACCCCCGAAAUAUGAAAAAAAAUUUAUCAUGAAUGCCCAUCCCUCUGAAAAGUCUUUUCAAAGGUAUCUAGAUCUCUCUCCGCGCCCAUCGCUUCACACUGCACAUAGGUUUACCCCUCGCCCCCCCCCUGCUUCUCAGUUUCUACCUGCUGCCCCCCCAGUAUCUGCUUCUAUCCUGCCCCAUGUCAGUCUCUCUACCAACAAGGUCCUCCUCAGUCUCAGUCUCUGUCUCUGUCCUGCCCCAUGUCAGUCUCUCUACCAACAAGGUCCUCCUCAGUCUCAGUCUCUACCUCUGUCCUUCCCCAUUUUGCCUCUCUGUCCUUUUCUCCCAACCACUCUGUAUCUCCGCCCUCCCCCUUCACGCAUUAUCUGUACCUCCACCCCCUCAGCACUGUCAGCCAUAUCUCUCUGAGAUAGACCCAUCUGUGAGUGUCUUCUCUCCUCUCCCUUGAAUGGACUUUUCUGCUUCUGUCCCCUCGAUAUAUUUCGUCUGGAUGUUUCUCUACUUUCCUAGCAAAUGCAUAGAAACAUCACAAGAGCCUGAGCUUGUGGUAGGCGAGAGAGCAGCUGAUGUUUCCUUUAUUUCCCCAGUUUUCUUUUGUGCCACAGACAACUAUAUUUGAUCUCAUUUCUUAUUUAAGGAGAGAAAAACGAUUCAAUUUUGUCUGCAGCAGUAAGGGUCUUUUAGGGCAGGGUUAGUUUUUUUCAACUUUGUUUUCCUGCAUUAGUUGUAAUUGAGUGGAAUAUAGCAUAUCCUCUAUAGUAACAGUGUGAAAUUUGACAGAAAUACACUAUAUAUUUUUUCUUUUUUUUUUUUACAACUGUAACAAUAUAUUAAGUUGUGUGCCGUUGACUGCAGACAGCUGAACUCCCCAUCUAUGACCUGUCCCCCCCAGCCAAGAGAAAAAAAAGAGUAAAAAUUAAUCUUUUUGCAAAUGUAGGGCACUGUUUCUAAUGUUGUUGAUGUUUUUCUCUUUUUGACAUACAUACUGCAGUCUUUUGAGAAUAGGGGGUGUUUUAGGUUUGGGGUCUUAGAUUAAUUUCCAGACUGGCAGUCCUUGUGCCCCAGUGCUUUAUGGUUUUGGAUAAUUUCUGCCUAGAGCACAGCCCUCCCCAAAUCACUCAACAGAAAGACAGAAGCCUGUUGAUUUGGUGGCUGGUUUUGCAUUCUUUUGGAUCGUGAGUUUCUGUGGGUUUGUGUAAAAAAUCCCAUACAAGUCAUGAACAAACAGAAAUAUGGAUGAUGUCAUGAGUGAGUUAUGUCUGUCUUUUGCACUGAUUUAAUAAACCCGUUACUGUACCUCCCA